GGCUUUUAGAAAUCACUGCUAUAACUGACUUUCUGCGAUACCAUGAAUUAAUUAGUUCAGGUGGUACUCGUUUUCACGUUUUUUCCUGAAGUGUUUUGACGAGCUUCGCUUGACGCGCCUAACCAAUCAGAUAUGGAUGACGAAGGGCGAAAGGCAGCACCCAAGGCCGGUCGCCGUGCAGGACGUAACGUGAAUUCUUGGGCAGAUGAUUCUACUGCGCCAGUAGAGGUACAGAAGGGCGGGUUUGGGCUUGAUGCAGGAUUUGAAGCGGGCUCAUCGACGCAACCUGCAUUACGACAAGAUGAUUUCGACACGGAGGACAUUUCCCGGCAAGGACCCAGAACACACGUAAAUAACGAUGGCGACACUCCUCUAACAUCACGGAGCCGCACUGAGGAAGCUGGUGGCGAGCAUCCGUCAGCGCAGCGACUAGCACCAUCUGAUAAGUUCUCUACGGCAGACACUCUUAGAGAGGACAGCAAGAAAUUUGUGGGCGUGUCCCGCCGUAAGCAAGAACAGCUUGCACGCGGUGAUGAUGAGAUUAGCCGGAAGAAUCUCAAGUACGAGGCUCUGACGGCUGGCGUUGAUGGCAUUAUGGACAUUCCGGAGCUUGAGGAUGAAGGCCGAGAGGACCUAUCAAAUGUGGUAGCUGAGGCGCCCAAGGUCCGCACAAACAAGGUGCAGGGUAUAGAAGAGCUGGAGGAGGACAUGCAUUUUAAGUUGCCGGCUAUGGAUGACAGAGAUAUCGACCUGUCACUGCUGACAGGAGUGUUGUGCUCCUCGGAGCAGGUCCAGGAGCUGGAUGAGCCAUGGGACCCAGAAAUCAUCCUCACGGAGGUGGCCUCGGCCAUUUACAUGGAGCGUGAGAAAGCGGAAGGGCAAUCUUUUUACCGUGAAGAACGCCGCUUGAGUGAUCAUAACCCCGUGUCCCUUCACCUCGCGUCGGUUUGGAGGCCGGACCGGCCACCCACGCGUAAACCCAAGCCGACGUUUCUUGUCUCUGAGGCGCACAGGUACACAGACAUGUUCUACAACCCGGAGGCCCCCCCUGUGGUUGGUGUCCGGGCGGUUGUGGAUUCCCUGCGUGCUGGCCAGAUUGGUGUCACCCAGGCGGUGGACACUAUCGAACGGAUUUUGCUGGGUUGCUUCGGUGAUGCCUUCAGGCCCGGGCCGGUUUCUAACGGCAAGGCGGCGUGGUGGAAUGAUGAGUGUGCUGCGGCUAAGCAGGCCAUGUUGCAGUAUCGGUCUGAUGUGAUGAAGGUCCCCGGUGCUCAUCCUUUCUCUGGGCGAGCUACCCACAGUGUAACACCCCAUCAAUACAACAACACACCAACAAGAACACUAAACACAACACAAUACAACAUCAAAAACACCGCCACCAACAACAACACCAAACACGCCAUCACCAACAACACCUAA
Molecule: messenger RNA, 1419 nt
Organism: Volvox carteri f. nagariensis
Lineage: Eukaryota; Viridiplantae; Chlorophyta; Chlorophyceae; Chlamydomonadales; Volvocaceae
Gene: mot41
Exons: 7
Coding region: 133-1419 (428 amino acids)
Biological process (GO): intraciliary retrograde transport
Cellular component (GO): cilium; intraciliary transport particle A
Source: RefSeq, a predicted model, not a curated record